Messenger RNA from Pseudoliparis swirei, 2546 nucleotides. RefSeq names its product parvin, gamma (gene parvg). The coding region runs from base 306 to 1277 and encodes 323 amino acids. Lineage: Eukaryota; Metazoa; Chordata; Actinopteri; Perciformes; Liparidae. The transcript is spliced from 15 exons. Gene Ontology annotation, biological process: cell projection assembly; substrate adhesion-dependent cell spreading; establishment or maintenance of cell polarity. The record is from RefSeq and is a predicted model, not a curated record. Gene Ontology annotation, molecular function: actin binding. Gene Ontology annotation, cellular component: cytoplasm; actin cytoskeleton; focal adhesion.
GCGACGGUUUGAACCUCGCUGCCGUCAGACGUUUUUGAUCAGAUAGAGUACAGCCCUCCGCUGGUUGGACCGUCCUUGGAAGCAUCGGUUAAGGAACUCAAUUCAGCUGAAGCGGCUCUAAAGAGGGCCAAAGGAAACAACAGCUUGACACGCUCCAGGUCACGUUGGCCGCGUCAGUGUUACUCUGUGUUUGCUGUGUUUUGUCUCAAAUAAUAAUAAUAAUAAUUCAGAGAGAACCCUUCAAAUCUGUGGAGGGGAUCGAGCACUUGAAGGAAGUCUUGAAUAUCGCAUCCUGAGGAGAAGCGAUGGAGGAGGCGGCGGCUGUGUUUGAGUAUCACAAAGAGGAAGACACUGUGGACGUCGAGUCUUUUCAGGGAGGAGAGAAGCAGGCGCUCAUUCAGCCAACGUCUUUAAAAGACCCCAAACUCGUAAAACUAAAGGAGGCACUGGUUUACUGGAUCAAUAGCACUUUGAAACCAGAGCACAUAGUGGUCCAGAGUCUGGAGGAGGAUCUGUAUGACGGACUGGUGCUUCAUCACCUGCUGUCCAGGUUGGCCGGUGUGCACGUGUCCGUGGAGGACGUGGCGCUGACCAGCCACUCUCAGGUCCGCAAGCUGGGACUGAUCCUGGAGCAGUUGGACAAGAGACUGGGCCUGCAGGACAGCAGUCGGAUCAAGUGGAACGUCAAACUCAUCCACAACAAAGACCUCCUGGCCACCAUUCUUCUGCUGGUUGCCAUGGCGAGGGCGUUCCAGCCUGAACUCGAAUUGCCACCGAAUGUGACGGUUGAAGUUGUGGUUGUGGAAGUGAGCAGAAGCGGAAUCAAAUCCGACGUACACACGGAGGUCCUGACGGAUGAGAGGGAUGCAGGCUCAGGCUCCCAAAGCAAGAUUGAAAGGGAGGACCCCAUCGAGCAGCUGAUGAAACUUGAAGCUCACAAGGUCGACACGGUGAAGAAGGCCAUCUUACACUUUGUGAACCAGAAUAUGUCGUCCAUGGGUCUGCAGGUGGCUGAUAUGGACAAACAGUUCGCUGACGGCGUGAUUCUGCUGCUGCUGAUCGGACAGCUGGAAGGCUUCUGUGUCCCACUGGGCCACUUCAACCUGACUCCAGUCAGUCCCUCAGAGAUGCUUCACAACGUGACCUUGGCCUUGGAUCUCCUUCAUGACACGGGCCUCCUAGUGUCCAGUGUUGAUCCACAAGAUAUUGUUUCUCGGGACGAGACCGCCACCUUGAAGGUCCUGUACUCCCUGUUCAAGAAGCACAAAGGGAAAUGAGAGAGGAAUAAACCCGAGGACACUCAAGGACAGAGACGAAUAAAAAGUGUGACACGGCUGGAUUGUGGCACUUUUAAUUCUUGCUUUAGAAAUCCAUCGUCAGUGUGAAUGGAGCGCCCUGCUUCCUCCGUGUGUUCCUGCUGACAGUCUGUGACCUCCUCCAUUUCUAAUCAGUGAAUGCUAUUGUCAUUUCUGUCAUUUUUUAUUUAUUUUGUUGCCUUCGAAUUGUUCACAAGUCAGCAUCACAGACAUGUAGGCAGCGAUGGAGGAAGGCUCAGAGAAUGAGAGACAAACAAUAGCAUUUUUGCAGAUUUAAAUACUGGGGAAAUCCAUAUUAUUAUGCUUUUUGUUGGAAAGAUGUGAAAUGUCUUGAUUUGAAAGAAAUGUACUCUAACCAACACUGUCACUCUGGUUUAGUUUUGUGGAUUUAUCUCGUAUAUUCGCGACCUAAUGUGUGGAUUUCGUUGUUUUUGUCUCCAGGUUAAAGGAACUAUAAACAGUAACAGCAGCGACAGUCACACUUCUUAUUCGCUUCAGUUUUCAUGCAGAUCUGUUUGUUGACAUUCAGGAAGCCAAUUUAUUCGUUUCCACCAGUGUGAUUGAAAAUGCUCUAAAUUCACAUUUUAUUUCCCCUGACAUUUCAAAAGAUUUGCAUAAAAUUGGCUUGGUGGUCGGAUGGAAACACAGCUACUGUAUCGAGAGAGAAGACGGAGACGCUGAGGUGUGUGUUGCUCGUGUUCAUCGUGUAAAUUGGUCAUUUCAGAGGGCAUUAAAGUAUUAUGAAAUAAAAAAUGGCUCAUCCUAUAUGUUUUCCAAUUUACAGCCUAUACACAUCCCAAAUGAGAGUAAAUAAGAUUUUUUUUUAAAAUGAAAUUGCACGUUGCUUUAUGAAAAGCAGAACCCAUAGUACACGACCAAACCAUUAAUGAACAAUAAAGUGCGUUAAAUUGUCAUUUUAUGGCCUCUCAAGUAUACAUUUUAUUUCAUAAUUGGGUAUUACAUAUUCCAUUCAAUCAUAAAUUGUUUGUCAUCUCUAACAUUAGGUGGUUUAUAAUAAUAUUAUCAUUACAUCUUUCUGCAUUCUGUCUUUUAUGUAGCUUUAUUCGCCUCUUCUGCUCUGUUUUGUAACUAUUAGGGAAAUGCAAGUACUUAUUCAUCAAAUGUUUUGAGCUUAAGGACAGUCUCUAUGAAGGUUGCUAAUAUAUUUCAAAAAUAAUAAUAAAAUGUGUUUUAUUGUUGCAAUAAAUGGCUAACACCUUGGUGCCUAAA